Molecule: messenger RNA, 1606 nt
Organism: Scylla paramamosain (green mud crab)
Lineage: Eukaryota; Metazoa; Arthropoda; Malacostraca; Decapoda; Portunidae
Exons: 5
Coding region: 113-817 (234 amino acids)
Biological process (GO): regulation of transcription by RNA polymerase II
Cellular component (GO): transcription regulator complex; nucleus
Molecular function (GO): DNA binding
Source: RefSeq, a predicted model, not a curated record
GAUGGCUUUGUUGCAGGUUCCCUUGUUUUUUUUUUUUUUUUAUGUUAUUGUAUAGUAAUAGCUUAUUUCACUAUAUGUCAUAGCUGCCCUGUGGAAGGAGGUUGCUGCUGCAAUGAAGAGUACAGAAACCGAAUGUAAGGACAAAUGGCGCCACCUGAGAAGCAACUUCAUGAGGGAAAGGAGAAAUAUUAGUGCCAAAACAUCUGGAUCAGGUAAUACCGAAACAAGGAAGUGGGUGUACUAUGAUGCCAUGCAAUUUCUGAUCCCUCAUGAGACGCCACGACCAACAUCUUCAAACGUCCCUACACCUCCUGAUGAAGACACCUGUCAUGAAGCGGAAGAUGCACCUCAAGACUCUUCACCUUCUGUUGUCAUCGAAACACCAGACAAUGUAUCUCCUCAAGAAGCAGCAAGUAAUACCGAAACCUGUGAGGACCGCAGUACUGCCAAGCCUAUUCUUCCCAUGUCAAAGAAGACCAGUGUCACCAAGAAACGCAGCAGGGAUACUGCAGAUGAGAUAGAUGUGCGUUUUCUAGAAGAAUUAAAGCUACUGAGAGAACAAUCGUCUACACAAAAUGUUACUGAUCCAGAUCACCAGUUCCUAUUAAGCUUACUGCCUAUGAUGAAAAAACUGUCGCCAAGUGACAACAUGGACAUCAAAAUUGAAAUAUAUGAAACCUUUCGUAGAAAGAUGUUUAAACCCGCCCCCACUGUCCAGUAUGGCUACUGGACUGAUCAGAAUCAGUCAUAUACUCCCUCACCAUGUACAUCCAAUUCUUUCAGCGUGUCAUGCCCACUCAGUUCACUUCACCAGUAGCAGCGGCGGUGAGAGGUCAAGGUGCAGGUCUUGUGGCUUGACGCAGCUCUUGAAGGAAUUAAAUGGCUCCUCCUUGGCCAAUCAGCACCGAGGCAGAGUUGAUUGAUAUACAGGUGUGAAUUCAGCUGCCUCCUCGCUGUUCCCGUUGCCAGGAUACCAUGUGAUCGAGGCAGUGUUGGGGAAGGUGAAAUUAUCCAUCAGGUGUGACGUGUGCUGCUUCACUCCAUCCCAUGAACAGUUGCCCACAGCAAUCUCUACCACAUCAGGCCUGACAUACUUCAUUGUGAUCAGGGAGUCGAGUUUCAUCAGGAAGAGAGGCUGUGUCACUACCUGUAAGCCUGACGAGGUGUUAGUUAAGUCAAGGAGCGUCAUCAGGAAGAGGGGCCGAGUCUUGCUACCUGUAAGCCUGACAAGAGGAGUCAAGGAAUUUUUCAUUGCAAUCAAGGAAGAGUCAAGUUGUAAGAAGAUUGUAAGGCAAGAAUUUUAAGCAGGAAUAAUUGUCAAGCAGUUAACAGCAGGAAGAAUGCAGCGAGAAAAGGGUACAAGAGUUUUCAAGUAAGAAGAUUGUAAGGCAAGAAUUUUGAGCAGGAAGGAUAUUGUUAAGCAGUUUAGCAGCAGGAAGAGUCCCUUCAAGCUGUUGGUGUGAGUGACAAGCAUCCUUCAGGACCUUGCAAAGGCUGAAGUCCUCAACACUAGUCUCACUCAAGUUGACACAGGAGCUCUCUGACACAAGGAAAACAAAUCAUUUAUCCUAUUAUGUAUUUAUUAAACUUUUGUGAUUAAACAAUA